Messenger RNA from Nanorana parkeri, 2120 nucleotides. RefSeq names its product chromosome unknown C1orf112 homolog (gene FIRRM). The transcript has 21 exons. The annotation marks the transcript as partial. The record is from RefSeq and is a predicted model, not a curated record. Lineage: Eukaryota; Metazoa; Chordata; Amphibia; Anura; Dicroglossidae.
CCCGACUGCUCCGGUCACCAGGGAAGAUGUCGCAGACAGACACACUGGAGGAGAUGAGGAGCUGGAGCCAGGAGACAUGCCGGAGAGAGUUACAACAAGCUCUGCCCAAACUUCUGUCCAAGUUUCAGGGUUCAGACAGCUGGGAGGAGAUGAUUCGACUAUUUAAGAUUGUUACAGAAGUGUUUCUACCUCAUAUCAGCUUGGUUGAGGUGGAACAAGGUGUAUUUUCACAAGUGCUGCCAAAGGCUGUGAAAGAAUUUCACAAUAUAGUGGCUGAAAUCUCAAGACUGUCAUCGGAGUUCUCAAGUCAGAAUACAGAACUGAAGAAUUCAUUAAGGAAUAUGUUGCAGAAUAUGGCUCAUUGGUUGGAAGCUCUAACCGCUUGUGUGCGUGGUGUCUGUUCUACAGAGGAACCAGUAGCGUUGGAAAAUGUCCAUUCACUUCCUGCAUCAGUGCUUCAAAUUCUCGUUACAACAUUCACCCACUGCAAGGAAAGUGAUUCACUAUAUAGUGGAAGACUCCAUCUGGUUUUGGAUCUUCUUCAAGCCAUUUUUAAGGAUGCAGUAUGUCUUCAGAAGCAGCUAAUGGAACUGCUAGAUAAGGCCACUUUAGGCAGCUCUGCUUCAGAAAAAGAAGUUGCAUGGUUGGUGUCAUUACUACAUACAUUUUUAGAUAUUUGCACUGUUGUGUCUAAAAUGGAUCAUGCACUACAUGCAAACACAUGGAAAUUCAUCAUCAAACAAAGCAUCAAGCAUCAAACAUUAGUAGAAAGUCAAAUAAGGCAUCAUGACAUUGUGAGCAGCUUGUGUGAUGACAUUCUGCUAUCCUUCCAGUCAUGCUUGCAAAUAGCAGAGCAUAUGAAGGUCACUGGGAUACAGGAAAACACUGACCAAAGAUUAUUCCAGAAGAACUUAAAGCUCUGUCGUUUUUUUGUCAAUUCUCUACUGCACUACACCAAAGAAUUCAUGCCUUUUUUGUCUGAAUCUUGUCUUCAUCUGCAUCAUUUAUAUCUUCAACUAUAUAGCCUGUUUCCACCAAGUCUAUAUGCUGUGCCUAUUUCCGAUGUUCAUCAGGAAGAGAUAGCCAAUGUGUUUCUUGUGGCUCUUGAUCUUCUCAUAGGCCAGCUUUUACCCUUCAGGCCUUUUGUGGACGUGAUACUAUCUGAAUCCCAAGAGCUUCCACGAGAACAACAGUUCCCCAAGUGUCUGCUUUUAAUAAACAUUGUGGAUAAACUUCCAACCCUACCGGAAGAUGUGCAGAUUUUGUGGUGCUCAGGCAGCAAGCCUCCAGAGAAAAAACAAAGGAUGUCUAUCUUUAAAGCUGUGUUCCAGAGCUUUGUUGUAUGUUCCCCAGAAAUCUCCUUUCCGGUUACCAUGAAGGACACUUUUGCUAAAGGGCAAACUACAGUACACGUCUCAUUUUAUCAAUAUACCUGCAUUCAUCUUUGUGCAUACAUUGUGUUACUACCCCCAAUGUGCUUUUCUGAGUUGGAGUGUUCUCUGUUGAAUGCUGUUAUCAGUUACAGAAUGAUGGAGUCUUUUCUGGCUAUAGAUGUAUGGUGUUUCUUAGCUCGGUACGGAACCACAGAGCUGUGUGCUCACCAUGUUACAGUGAUAGCUAGUUUGGUAAAAUCAUGUCCUGGCAAAACAUCACAGCUUUCACAAUUAAUUGUCCUUCUAAGACGUUUACUCUUCUUACUGGAUACCAAUCACCAGGCAUCUCUGAUCAAAAUGCUUCCUCCAGAGCAAGAUGAAAAUGUAUCUUUCUGGCAACACAUUUCACUUUCAUCUCUGCCAAGUGCUUUGGGUUCUCAGGUGAAGAAACGACUUUUCAAAAUGGCAUUCUUGCAAUGCAAAAAAUGGCUUGAUAGCAUGGAGACACUAAGAGAGCUGCAAGAACUGAAUUUGUCACUAUCGGCACUGUUAAUUGCAUGUCAUUCUUCUGGAGGGUUACUUGAUUCAGAACAUCAUUUGGACGUGACUGUAAUUAUAGACCUGCUGGUUCCUCUUUUCAUUCCAAAGCAGGUUGCUGGACAGCCUCUCCUGCAAGAAACAUUUUGUCUUUUUUUGGCUCUUUUUUCAUACUAUACAAGGACAGUGGAACCGGGCAAGUUAAUACAG